Rotaria sp. Silwood2 is the source of this 1656-nucleotide messenger RNA. Lineage: Eukaryota; Metazoa; Rotifera; Eurotatoria; Philodinida; Philodinidae. The record is from the annotation of a GenBank genome assembly.
AUGAAAUAUAAACAAUUAUAUCCUAAAUCUGUUCGACAAUUAUCAACAAAUAAAAUAUCAAAUUAUGUCAAUAAACAGCGUGUACGUUGUUCAUUAUGUGAUUCAUUACUUAAGGCUUCCACAAGUCAUCGAUAUUUAUUAACAGGUAAAUCAAUUCAUGAUAAUUUAGAUAAAAAUAUAACUUACAAUGAAUGUUGUGAACGAUAUUUAAAUGGUACAUAUGAAUCGGAUAAAUUACAAAUGAUUUGUCCAAAAUGUUGCCAUGAUUUACAAAGAGUUUAUUCAUUACAUAAAGAUGCUGAAGAAUUAACAAAAAAAAUCCAUCAUACUUGGUGUAAAACAAAACGUUUAAAUCGAGCUCGUCAUUCACAUUUGACUCUAACAUCGACUACUGAAAAUAUUUCAGUUUCUCCUCUUCCAACAACUGCUACGGAUGAUAAUAUAACAAUAACAGUUAAAGAAGAACUUGACAUCGACCAAGUACCAUCAGAGAUAAAAACACCAAUCGAACAAUCACCAAUUGCUGUAUCUGAAACAGUUCUUGCAAAUACUUCUUAUGAUCUAUCAAAUAUACAACGUAUUCAUAAUGAAAUACAUGCAUUACAAUUAUCUCAUCAACCAAAUCAUAAUAAGCAGGAAAUCAUAAAUGAAUCUAAAAGCAAACCUCGCACCAAAAAACAAUUACAAUCACUAUCAAAAACAGAAAAUAUUAAUUCAUAUUCAUCAAGAAAAUCUCAUUCUCUGAAAAUUCACCCAUCAUUUUCACCUAACCAAACAUCUCAUUCAAUAAUUCCAAAUUCAAAUGAAUACUAUCAAAAUGUUCUUUAUAACCCAACAAUCAACAAUCAAACUUCAUCACCUUAUAGUCAACUUAUAAUUGAACCAUCAUCAUUGUCAUCAUCUCCAACUCAUCAUCAACAAGAAUCGGAAGUGCGACGACGUAGUAGUUCAAAUAGUGAACAACCACCAUUAACAAUAAACUACCAACCAUCUAUAGAUGGUGAUCAAUCCUUGUCGCCGCAUACAAAUGAUGAUGAAGCCUCAUCAACAAAUGGAUUGAAAGGUACACGUUUAAGUCGUCGUCAAUACGGUUUUCUAAUUAAAUUACCUGAUCAACAAUCAUUAAAUGCUUUUAUUGAAACUUCUUCAGCAGAAUCUGGUUCACGGUGGACAUGGCGUCGAACAUCAGCCAAUUCCCGUGGUUAUAAAGUAUAUUAUGUAUGUAAUUUUUCUAUGCGUCGUCAUUACCAUCCAUGCCCAGCAGCAAUGUAUGCACUUUUUCAUCCUGAAGGAAGUAUAUCAAUUUAUUCAUGUGGACAACAUCAACAUAUACCAAAAGAUCGUCUUCCAGUUAGUAUAACAGAUGCAACUAAAGAUGAAAUAUUUAAAUGUUUACAAUCGGGUAUGGCAACAACAGAUAUUCGAGAACAUUUAACACGUCUUCGUUUACCAUUUGGUGAUGCAAGAAAAUUAAAUAAUUUUAUUAAAUAUCAUAAAGAAUUAUUACGUUUUGGUACUGUAACUAAUGUUCGAAUAGGUGGCACAGCUUAUCGUCAACCCCAAUGUUGGGCUAUUAGACGACAAACUUCAUCAUUACAAUCAGCUUCAACAACUGAUAACAAUAAUGCAACGACAACAACAACGACAACAUCAUAA